Zophobas morio is the source of this 984-nucleotide messenger RNA. RefSeq lists its product as uncharacterized. The transcript is spliced from 6 exons. The record is from RefSeq and is a predicted model, not a curated record. NCBI's taxonomy places the organism in Eukaryota, Metazoa, Arthropoda, Insecta, Coleoptera, Tenebrionidae. The coding region runs from base 224 to 697 and encodes 157 amino acids.
UACUGCCUAGCAACUGGGACUUGUUACCCUCCGAUUGCUGGGCCAGAAAGCACGCGAUCCGGCGUGGUCUAGGACACGUUUUCAAUUUUUUUGUUUUGUGGUGGCACUGAUCGAUCUCUUGCGGACGGGGCCGAUGCUGCAGAUUUGAGAAGUGGAAGGCCGAUGCUACUGACACUGCUUUGUUGAGAGGAUACACCUGGUCCGGAGAAAGAUAGGGCAGACAAUGAAAGGGGAAAUAAUAAACUGCCCGGCGCACAAGGAUAUUUACUUUUUGGAAACCAACACGAAAUCCGAGAAUACGAACUUAGCUAAUUUAUUCGCAUCGCCCGCAGGAAGAGAAAUGUUCAAAUACAAACCUCGACCCAAACUUAAACACAAACUUAAUCCAGCACUAGAGUUUUUUAUUCAGAAUAAGUCGGCGAAUUCGUCACUACAAGAUACGAGCCAUAAAGCGACAACAACGGCUGAAAACAAAUGUUCGACGUCUGCCUCUUCGCCGACGGCGGAGGGCUGCAGGAGCAGGAGGAGUAGUAUAGAUCUUUACGAAGAAGCAGCCUCGAUAUUGGGUCUCACCUGUUCACAGACUGAUGACUGCAAAUGUAUAGAAUGUCAGUGCCAUUACUUCGACUUUGAGGAGGAUAUCGACUACCCAGGUGAAUGCGUCGUCGAUCACAGUUCGUCGUGUACCAUUCAAUAACGAAUAAACGAAGGCUGAUUUUACUUUUUUUAAGCAUGGAUUUUAAGUGUUCCACGUCUUUCACGUUAUUUUAAAAAUUUUACGAAAAAGGAAUAUUCUUGUAUUGUAUAUAAAAACACAACUGAUCUGUUUGGACUUGCAACACUCGUUGUUUAUACUGAGAUUGUUCACUUUUUUUAUAUUGUAUCCUUUUGAACAGUCUUUGGUACUAUUGUAAAUACUGUUUGUAACUAUCAACGAUUCUAAAUAUUACUGCUCUCAUUGUUUUAAUAAAGCUUAUUUUCGUC